Aphis gossypii (cotton aphid) is the source of this 762-nucleotide messenger RNA. RefSeq lists its product as uncharacterized. Gene Ontology annotation, molecular function: nucleic acid binding. The transcript has 2 exons. Bases 1 to 762 code for a protein of 253 amino acids. The record is from RefSeq and is a predicted model, not a curated record. NCBI's taxonomy places the organism in Eukaryota, Metazoa, Arthropoda, Insecta, Hemiptera, Aphididae.
AUGAAGCAUUACAGAGCGCAAAACAGGCCAAUCUAUUACUUGGAUGAGACAUGGAUUAAUGCAGGCGAGACUCAUAACAGAACGUGGGUCGAUAGCACCGUCAAAUCAGCCCGUGAUGCAUUUCUCAGAGGCCUCACGACAGGACAAAAGGAACCCUCCGGCAAAGGUAAGCGUCUCAUCGUAUUACACAUUGGGUCAACAGAUGGUUUUGUGCCGGGGGGCCUUUUGUGUUUUGAAUCCAAAACGAAUUCUGCUGACUACCAUGAUGAUAUGAAUGGCAAUACAUUUUAUGAAUGGUUUGUCAAGACCCUGCCUUUACUGAAAGACAAUGCUAUUAUAGUAAUGGAUAAUGCAUCAUACCAUUCCGUUAAGAAAGAUAAAAUACCAGUUAUAGCUUGGAAAAAACAGGCAAUUAUUGAUUGGUUGGAGAGUAAAGAAAAUAACAAAAUCAUAUUGCGAUUACCUCCAUAUCACUGCGAGCUUAAUCCCAUCAAGCUCGCUUGGUUGUCAGUCAAAAAUUAUGUCCGGAAUCAUAACAACACCUACAAAUUGAAGGACGUACUCGAGCUGUUGAAGAAAGGUGUGGAUCACGUAACUCCGGAAAUAAGGACAAAUUUUGUGAAACAUGUGAAAAAGGUGGAAGAAGAGUUUUGGGACAUAGAACAUGUAACAGAUUCAGUAAUGGACGAAAACCCUGAAGAAGUAGAACGUCAUAUUCUAACAAUAGGAACAGGUGAUACAAGUUCUUCGGAUUCUGAUUGA